This is a messenger RNA of Loxodonta africana (African savanna elephant), 8020 nucleotides long. RefSeq names its product spectrin alpha, erythrocytic 1 (gene SPTA1). The record is from RefSeq and is a predicted model, not a curated record. The transcript is spliced from 52 exons. Gene Ontology annotation, molecular function: actin filament binding; calcium ion binding. Gene Ontology annotation, biological process: actin cytoskeleton organization. Bases 22 to 7248 code for a protein of 2408 amino acids. Gene Ontology annotation, cellular component: cell projection; cell junction; cortical actin cytoskeleton. NCBI's taxonomy places the organism in Eukaryota, Metazoa, Chordata, Mammalia, Proboscidea, Elephantidae.
CACUUUCCAAAGGAAACUGUUAUGGAGAGCACUGGGCCAAAGCUGUUGGAAACAGCUGAAGAGAUCCAAAAGAGGCGUCAGAAGGUGUUGACUCGUUACCAGAAGUUCAAGGAACUGGUUGCGGAGAGAGGUCAGAAGCUCGAAGAGUCCUAUUACUACCAGGUUUUCAGGCGGGAUGCAGAUGACUUGGAAAAGUGGAUCUUGGAGAAACUAAAGAUUGCAGAGGAAAAAAGCUAUGAAGACCCGACUAACAUACAGGUGAAAUACCAGAAACAUGAGUCCUUCGAAGCAGAGGUGCAAGCAAAGUCAAAGGUCCUUCCUGAACUGGAAGAAAUCAGGGAAGAACGUUUUCCUGAGGGGCAUUUUGCCCAUGAGGACACAAAGGCCCACCUGGAGGAACUGCGCCGCCUGUGGGACCUUCUGAAAGAGCUGGCCCAGGAGAAGGGCUUCCUUCUGCUGCAGGUCCUGCAACUACAGCAGUACUUACAGGAGUGUGCUGACAUCUUGGAAUGGAUUGGAGAAAAGGAGGCCAUAGUGACAUCAGUGGAGCUGGGUGAGGACUGGGAGCGCACAGAGGUUCUACAUAAGAAGUUUGAAGAGUUCCAAGCAGACCUAGAAGUUCGGAAGAGGAAAGUGGAUAAAGUGAACCAGUAUGCCAAUCAGUGUGCUGAGGAGAAACACCCUGAGCUGCCUUUGAUUAAGUCAAAGCAAGAUGAGGUAAAUACUGCCUGGGAUCGUAUCUAUAGCCUGGCUCUCCAGAGACAGAAAGCCCUAUCAGAUGCUACAGACCUCCAACGAUUUAAAAGGGAUGUGGAUGAAGCCAUCACUUGGAUCAAGGAGAAAGAGCCUCUUCUUACCUCUGAGGACUAUGGCAAAGACCUUGUUAACUCUGAGGCACUGUUCCACAGUCACAAAGGACUUGAGAGGAACCUUGCAGUCAUGGAUGACAAGGUGAAGGAGUUAUGUGCCAAAGCAGACAAGCUGGUGGUCUCCCAUCCUUCGGAUGCACCCCAGAUCCAGCAGAUGAAAGAGGAUCUGGUCUCCAACUGGAAUCAUAUCCGUGCCUUGGCUACCAGCAGAUAUGAAAAGUUGCAGACAUCUUAUGGGUAUCACCUGUUUUUAUCUGACUAUGAUGAACUCUCAGGCUGGAUGAAGGAGAAGACCGCCCUAAUCAGUGCUGAUGAGCUGCCUGCGGAUGUGGCCGGGGGGGAAGCCCUACUGGACAGGCAUCAGCAGCAUAAGAAUGAGAUUGACUCUUAUGAUCACCGAUUUCAACUUGCUGAAGAGACUGGUAAAGACCUGCUGGAUGCCAGUCAUGAAGCCUCUGCAGAAGUUAAGGAAAAGAUGACAACACUUGCCAGUAGCUGGACUGCCCUGCUGGACCUGUGGGACAAGCGUCAGCAUCAAUAUGAGCAGUGCUUGGAUUUGCACAUGUUCUACCGAGACAGUGAGCAAGUAGACAGUUGGAUGAGCAGACAAGAGGCCUUCCUGGAUAAUGAGGAACUGGGACACUCUCUGGGAAGCGCAGAGGCCCUUCUUGAGAAGCAUGAUGACUUUGAGAGAGCUUUUACUGCCCAAGAACAGAAGAUCACGAACUUAGACAAGACAGCAACAAAACUGAUUGACGAUAACCAUUAUGAUUCAGAGAAAAUUGCUGAUAUACGGGAUAAGCUGUUGAACUGGAGGGAUGCCCUAUUUGAAAGGGCUGCCACUCGACGUAGAGUGCUAGAGGAUUCAUUGCUUCUGCAGCGACUGUAUCAAGACUUAGAUGACCUAAAGAACUGGAUCAACAAGAAGAAAAAGUUGGCAGAUGAUGAAGAUUACAAGGAUACACAGAAUUUGAAGAGUCGAGUACAAAAGCAGCAAGUCUUUGAAAAGGAAUUGGCAGAUAAUAAGAUCCUACUCAAUAACAUACAGAAAACUGGCCAGAAAAUGAUUGAGGAUGGUCACUACGCCUCUGACGAAGUGGCUGCUCUUGUGAGUGAAGUUGUCAGCCUCUGGGAGGAGUUGUUGGAAGCUACCGCACAAAAAGCGACACAGUUGUAUGAAGCUAGCCAGCAGCUACAAUUUGAAAACAAUGCAGAAGAUCUAAAGCGCUGGCUGACGGAGGUGGAGCAGCAAGUAACCUCGGAGGAUUAUGGGAAAGAUCUGGCAGAUGUCCAGAAUCUACUCAGGAAACAUGGAUUUCUGGAGUCAAAUGUGGCUGCUCAUCAGGAUCAGGCGGACAUCCUCACAGAUCUGGCUGAAUAUUUUGAAAAAAUAGACCAUCCUAAUGCUGGGGACAUACGGUCCAGGCAGGAGUCCUUGGUUUCCCGAUAUGAAGCCCUGAAAGAGCCUCUGGCCACCCGGAGAAAGAAGCUCAUCGACCUCUUGCACUUGCAGCAGAUUUGCAGAGACACUGAGGAUGAGGAGGCCUGGAUUGAAGAGACAGAACCCUCAGCAGCUUCUACCUACCUUGGUAAUAACGUGAUUGCCGCCAUGAAUCUCCUGAACAGGCAUCAAGUUAUCUUGGCUGAUAUUGCCAGCCAUGAGCCAAACAUUCAAGUGAUAACAGAGAGAGGAAACAAAAUGGUAGAGGAAGGACACUUUGCUUCAGAUGAUGUGGCCUCUAGAGUGAAGCAUUUGAAUGAGAGUAUGGAGUCUCUACGGACUCGAGCUGCUAGGCGGCAGAGUGACCUUGAGGCCAACGUCCAGUUCCAGCAAUACCUGGCUGACUUGCGUGAAGCAGAAGCAUGGAUUAGAGAGAAGGAGCCUAUUGUGAACAAUACUAACUAUGGGGCUGACGAAGAAGCAGCUGGGGCUCUUCUAAAGAAGCAUGAGGCCUUCCUAGUGGAUCUCAAAGCAUUUGGAAAUAGUAUGCAAGCUCUGCGAGAUCAGGCAAAAGACUGUGAGCAAAAACAGGCUGCACCAGUGGAGGGAGCUGGUCCAGAAGCGAGGGUUAUGGCUUUAUAUGAUUUCCAGGCCCGCAUCCCCCAAGAAGUCACCGUGAAGAAAAAUGAUGUCUUAACCCUGCUUAGUUCCAUCAACAAGGACUGGUGGAAGGUGGAAGCUGGUGACCGCCAGGGCUUUGUCCCAGCUGUUUAUGUCAAGAAACUGGCCCCUGAUGAGUUCCCGAAGCUUCCACGGAGGCGUCGAGAAAAGCCAGGCAGCAUUACCCAGCGUCAGGAGAAGAUUGAGAACCAGUACCGCUCCCUCCUUGAUCGGGCGGAGGAACGCAGACGUCAUCUAUUGCAACGUUACAAAGAAUUUUUUCUGGCCUAUGAGGCGAGAGACAUGCUGGACUGGAUCCGAGACAAGAAGGCAGAAAACACUGGGGUGGAACUAGAAGAUGUUUGGGAGUUGCAGAAAAAAUUUGAUGAGUUCCAAGCGGAUUUGAAGACAAAUGAGCCACGGCUGAGAGAAAUAAAUAAGGUGGCUGAUGAACUGCUAUAUGAACGUCUUCUAACACCACAAGGAGCUCAAAUCCAGCAGGAGUUGAAUGCCCGCUGGGGGUCCCUGCAGAGGCUGGCAGAGGAACAGAGCCAACUGCUGGGCAGUGCCCACGCUGUCGAGAUGUUUCACAGAGAAGCAGAUGACACGAAGGAGCAGAUUGAGCAGAAGUGCCAGGCCCUUAGUGCUGCUGACCCUGGCAAGGACCUGAUCAGUGUUCAGGCCCUUCAGCGACAGCACGAGAGCUUCGAGAGAGACCUUAAGCCCUUGGGGGAAAAGGUGACCAACUUGGGCGAAACAGCAGAGCGGCUCAGUGAGUCCCAUCCAAAUGCCACCGACGACCUGCAGAGGCAGCGAAGAGAGCUGAAUGAGGCCUGGGAUGACCUGUUGGGGCGUACGAAGGAUCGUAAGGAGAACUUAGACGAGUCCCAGAAACUCCACGUGUUCCUCAGCAAGGCCAGGGAACUACAGAAUUGGAUCAGUGGCAUUGAUGACAUGGUAUCCUCACAGGAGCUGGCUGAGGACUUAAUUGGCACAGAGAUCUUACUGCAGCGACACCAGGAACAACAUGCUGACAUGAAGGCUGAGGAUCCCACCUUUCAGGCCUUGGAGGACUCCGGUGCAGAACUUAUAGACAGCAGACACCGUGCCAGCGUUGUCAUUGAAAAAAAGCUUCAAGAUGUCAGACAAGAGAGAGAUGAUUUGGAGAAAGCUUGGGAACAACGCAAGAAGAUGCUAGAACAAUGUCUGAAGUUGCAGGAGUUCCAAGGGGACUGUGAUCAAAUUGAGAGCUGGAUGGUGGCACGUGAGAAUUUCUUGAGAUCAGAGGACAAGGGCUCCUUAGAUAGCCUGGAGGCCUUGAGCAAGCAACGUGAUGAUUUGGACAAAGCAAUCACUGACCAGGAAGAGAAGAUCACUGACCUGAAACAUUUUGCUAAGCAGCUCAUAGAUGAUGACCACUAUGCCAAGGAGGCGAUUGCUGCUCGGCUUCAACAGGUGCUAGACAGGUGGAAUGCUCUCAAAGCUCAGCUAAUAGCCGAGAAAACAAAACUUGGAGACUCUGCUGACCUGAAAAAAUUUAACUCUGACUUUGAGGAACUAGAAGAAUGGAUCAGUGAGAUGCUGCCCACAGCCUGUGAUGAAUCCUACAAAGAUCCUACCAACAUUCAGAGGAAAUACCUGAAGCAUCAGGCCUUUGAAAAUGAGGUCAAAGGCCGAGCUGAGCUGGUAGAAGGAGUCAUCGACCUGGGGAACUCCCUGAUUGAGCGAAGGGCAUGUGAUGGCAAUGAAGAGACUGUGAAGGAGAAACUGGAAAAGCUGGAGGAACACUGGGAGAAUCUGUUUGAGAAAACAAUUGACAAAGGGCAAAAGCUCAAUGAGGCCAGUCGCCAGCAGAGGUUCAACACAGGAAUCCGGGCUUUUGAAUUCUGGCUCUCAGAGGCAGACACACUGCUGGCCAUGAAAGAUCAGGCCAGGGACUUGGCUACAGCAGGCAACCUGCUCAAGAAGCAUCAGCUAUUGGAAACUGAUAUGUUGGCUCAAGAGGAAGUGCUCAAGGAGCUGAAUGAAUUGGCUACUGAACUGCUCUCCAGUGUGUCUUUCAAUGAGGACCAGAUUAUACAGAAAAGGGAUAGUGUCAAUGAGCGUUUCCUGAAUGUCCAGAACUUGGCUGCUGCACACCAUGAAAACCUGAAAGAAACCUAUGCCUUGUUCCAGUUCUUCCAGAACCUGGAUGAUGAGGAAUCCUGGAUAAAGGAGAAAUUGAUAAGAGUGAGCUCCCAAGACUACGGGAGGGAUUUGCAGGGCGUUCAGAACUUACUGAAGAAACACAAACGCUUAGAAGGAGAGCUGGUGGCACAUGAGCCCGCCAUCCAGAAUGUGCUGGAUAUGGCAGAGAGUCUGGGAGACAAGGCUGCUGUAGGACGAGAAGAGAUCCAGGAGCGGCUGGCUCAGUUUGUUCAACACUGGGAGCAACUGAAAGAGUUGGCCAAGGCUAGAGGGCUUCGUUUGGAACAGUCCAAGGAAUACUUGGAAUUCAUGGAGAAUGCUGAGGAGGAAGAAGCUUGGAUCAGUGAAAAGCAAGCUAUGGCUGCCCGAGGGGAUUCUGGAGAUACUUUGGCUGCUACUGAGAAUUUGCUAAAGAAGCAUGAGGCUUUGGAAUUUGACUUUGGUGUCCAUGAGACCCGAGUGCAAGAAGUAUGUGCUCAAGGAGAAGACAUUCUAAGUAAGGAAGAAAGUCAGCACAAGGAGAAGAUUUCUGGCAAGAUCCAGGCUCUGAAUGAAAAGACCCCGAUUCUGGCCAAGGCAAUAGCUGAUUGGAAGUUGCAAUUGGAGAAUGAUUAUGCCUUUCAGCAAUUUAACUGGAAGGCUGAUGUGGUAGAGUCCUGGAUAGCUGAGAAGGAAACAAGCCUGAAGACCAAUGGCAAUGGUGAAGACCUCGCUGCCUUCCAUGCUCUCCUGACAAAGCAGGACACCCUGGAUGCUAGUCUUCAGAGCUUCCAGCAAGAGAGGCUGUCAGAGAUUACUGACCUGAAGAACCAGCUGGUGGCAGCUCAGCACAACCAGACCAAAGCCAUUGAGGAGCGCCAUGCUGCCCUGCUGAAGCACUGGGAACAGCUGCUGGAAGCUGCUGCAGCCCAUAGAAAGAAGCUACAAAAGAAGCAGUUGCCCCUACGGGAGACAGAAGAGCUGUUCAUGGAAUUUGCAAACAAAGCUUCAGCUUUCAACAACUGGUGUGAGAAUGCUGAGGAGGACCUGUCUGAGCCAGUGCACUGCAACUCCCUGAAUGAGAUUCGGCAGCUGAAGAAGGACCACGAGGCCUUCUUGGCCUCGUUGGUAGAGACUCAAGCUGACUUCAACCAUUUGCUGGAGCUAGACAAGCAGAUUAAGGCCUUAAAUGUCCCCUCUAGCCCUUAUACCUGGUUUACAGUGAAGACACUAGAAAGGAUCUGGAACCACCUAUCUGAUGUCAUCAAGGAACGGGAGCAGGAGCUGCAAAAGGAGGAAGAAAGACAGGUCAAGAACUUUGACAUGUGCCAGGAGUUUGAACAGAAUGCCAGCACCUUCCUGCAAUGGAUCAUGGAGACCAGGGCUUAUUUUCUGGAUGGAUCUUUGCUCCAAGAAACAGGAACUCUGGAGUCCCAAUUGGAAGCAAAUAAAAGGAAGCAGAAGGAGAUCCAAGCCAUGAAACGUCAGCUGACCAAGAUUGAGGACCUGGGAGACAAAAUGGAGGAAGCACUGAUCCUCGACAUGAAAUACAGCACCAUUGGACUGGCCCAGCAGUGGGACCAGCUUUACGAGCUUGGUAUGCGGAUGCAACACAACCUGGAACAACAGAUCCAAGCCAGGGACACAAUAGGUGUGAGUGAGGAGAGGCUAAAGGAGUUUAGCAGAAUCUUUAAACACGUUGACGAAAAUUUGACAGGGCGUUUGACUUACAAGGAGUUCCGGUCCUGCCUAAGAGGACUCGAUUUCUACUUGCCUAUGGUGGAGGAGGAUGAACCUGAGCCCAUGUUUCAGAAGUUUCUGAGUGACGCUGACCCAGGGAGAAAGGGCUAUAUCACAUUGGAAGAAUAUACUUCAUUCUUGAUCGACAAGGAGUCAGAGAACAUCAAGUCCAGUGACGAUAUAGAGAGUGCCUUCCGUGCCCUGGCAGAGGGAAAGGAUUAUAUUACCAAAGAGGACAUGAAGCAGGCCCUAACUCCAGAACAAGUGUCAUUCUGUACCUCACGUAUGCAGCAAUAUGUGGACCCACAGGGUCGAAGCCACCGUGCCGGCUAUGACUAUGUUGUCUUCACCAAUUCCCACUUUGGCAACUGAUAAACAGUUCUUCAUGGAUAAUAGAAAAGACUAGUGUGGUGGAAAGUAUUGAGGAUCAUGGGGACAAGCAAGGGUAGAGGGAGGGAAAAUGGUAGUGUUGGGGUGGGUGUGUGUGUGUGCACGUGUAUGUGUGUGUGCGCACGUGUAUGUGUGUGUGCGCAUGCCCUCAUUGCAUUUAUUGCAGGACCUAAAAAAUUUCAAGCUUGGGAGACAUAAGGGGUUCAAAGAGUUGGAGGAGAGGGGGCUCUGGGCUUAUUUUGUGUGUAACUAGUCAUUGCAGAGGAGUGCCAAGUCUUUAUUUUGUUAUUUGUUAGGUUCUACAUAUUUUUUUUCCUGAUUCUAUAAUAAAGUAUUUCUUCUUUAUAAUUUAUUUUAUUUUUGUUUUUGUUGAGAAUAUACACAGCAGAACAUACACCAGCUCAACAGUUUCUGCAUAUACAAUUUAGUGACAUUGAUUACAUUCAAGUUGUGAAACCAUUCUCACCCUCCUUUUCUGAGUUGUUCCUCCUUCAUUAACAUAAAGUCACUGCCCCCUAAAUUUCCUAUCUAAUCUUUUGAGCUGCUGUUGUCAAUUUGAUCCCAUAUAGAUAGAUCUUAAAAGAGCACAAUGCUCAAGGCAGACAUUUUUUACUAGUUAAUCUAAGUCACUGUUUGGUUUUAAGAAGACUUCAGGGGAUAUUUUUGGCUUAAGGCUUAAAGAUUCUCAGGGCAAUAAUUUCAGGGGUUCAUUCAGCCUCCAUGGCUCCAGAAAAUCUGGAUUCCAUGAAAACUU